This is a messenger RNA of Chenopodium quinoa (quinoa), 1332 nucleotides long. Its product is annotated as receptor-like protein 12. The transcript has a single exon. NCBI's taxonomy places the organism in Eukaryota, Viridiplantae, Streptophyta, Magnoliopsida, Caryophyllales, Amaranthaceae. The coding region runs from base 1 to 1332 and encodes 443 amino acids. Gene Ontology annotation, molecular function: protein binding. The record is from RefSeq and is a predicted model, not a curated record.
AUGAUCAUCCCUCUUCCCAUCAAAAUAUCUCAACAUCACCUUUGUUUUCUGUCAAUUUUGUGGCUUUUCCUAGCCAUUUUGAGUCAUGCCACCCAAUACAACAUCGAGUGCAUCCGUGAGGAAAGAGAAGCCUUACUUCAGUUCAAACGAGGAAUUCAAGAGGACCAUUGUGGAAUACUUUCUUCAUGGGGAGGGCAUGAAGACGAUGGAGGUUGUUGCAAAUGGCGCGGCAUUAUUUGCAACAACCUCACAGGGCAUGUCAUGGCCAUCAAUCUUGGUGGUAUCGAAGCUGGUAAUGACCAUCAUUGUCUAGAAGGUAGAGUGACUACUUCCCUCCUUAAAUUGAAGCAUUUGAAAUAUUUGGAUCUUAGCUUCAACAACUUCUUAGGCCAACCUAUCCCUAAUUUUAUCAGUUCCCUUGCCAAUUUAGAGCACCUUAAUCUCUCAAAUUCCGGCUUUACAGGGAAGAUUCCUCAUGAAUUUGGUAAUCUUUCCCACUUAACAUCUCUUGAUCUCAGUAAUAAUAAACUUGUUGUCAAAAGUUUAGGUUGGCUCUCCCGUCUUACUUCAUUGAGUGUCGUAAACUUAAGUGACAUCGAUCUUAGUGAGGUACAAGACUGGUUACAAAUAGUUACAAACCUCCCUUUCUUAGAGGUCUUAAAGAUGGAUAGUUGUUAUCUUCCUUCAACAAUUCCAUCUUCACUUUCAUAUAAAAAUUCAUCAUCCACCCUUCGUUUCCUUAGUCUUGCUUAUAAUAGCUUUGGUGACCCUUCGAUAUUUCAAUGGUUGUUCAACUCGAGUGGAGUCAGUACUCACCUAGUCCAUCUUGACCUCUGUGAUAACUCACUUCCUGGUUCCAUCCCAAGUGGUUUUCGAAAAAUGCAUUCGCUUUCAUAUCUUGACCUCUCUUCUAAUGCAUUUGAAGGCCAUAUUCCAAAUUACUUUGGAGAUAUGCAUUCCCUUUCACAUCUUGAUCUCUCUGCUAAUAACUUGAGUGGUUCCAUUUCUAGUUGUUUUAAAAAUAUGCAAUCCCUAUCAUACCUCGAUGUCUCUGGUAACUUACUUGGAGGUCAAAUUCCUGAAAUGAUUUCGAGCCUAAAACAUCUCAUUCACCUCGAUUUGUCUUGGAAUAACUUUCAUGGACGCGUUCCAAAAACCAUUGGUAAGUUAUGUAGCUUACAAUUCUUGGAGUUAAGCUACAACAAUCUCACAGGAGAUCUUACUGAUGUCAUCCAAAUCUUAUCUGUGUGUUCUCACAAGUCACUGAGGUUUUUUGGCUUGGAAAACAACCAUUUUUGGGGGACAAUUCCUAACACUAUCGAAACAUUUUGA